AUGCGAAGUCCAACAGGUUUCACAAUGGCACAGCAAAGGCUCACAGAGGAACUCAAGGAGCUCGAGAAGAAUCCACGCGAUGGUAUCGUCGCUACAAUCAUGGAUGAAGAUGUGUUCGAAUGGCUUGCUAGGAUAGCAGGUCCUGCAGGCGAGCCGGAUUAUGAUCUUAUGCUGCAUAUGCCGAAGGACUAUCCUUCAUCACCACCGAAGGUGGCGUUUGUUACCAAGGUCGAUCACCCGAAGGUCAAUAAGAAUGGCGCGAUUGAUAUUGCAAUUCUGACGCAGGAGGGGUGGAGAGAGGAGUUGACGGUGGCGAAGUGUAUGUCUGAUGCAAUGGGUGGAAAGGGUGUUAUGUCACGAAGCUGA
Fulvia fulva is the source of this 366-nucleotide messenger RNA. Its product is annotated as Ubiquitin-conjugating enzyme E2 8. The record is from RefSeq and is a predicted model, not a curated record. The coding region runs from base 1 to 366 and encodes 121 amino acids. The transcript is spliced from 2 exons. Lineage: Eukaryota; Fungi; Ascomycota; Dothideomycetes; Mycosphaerellales; Mycosphaerellaceae.